AUGGUUGAACAGGCUGCGGAGGGCUAUGCAAAAAUUUUGCAAAGCAUUAAUUUGGAACGAGAGAUUAAUCCAAUUUGUAUGAGUAUUGAGGAUAUGCUAGCACGACUGGACGAAUUCGAAACCCUACUUUCUAGCGUGCGUGCCGAAAAUAACAGCAUUUUGGAGAAUCACGUCAGUGGCAUACUUGCUUUUAGCGAUGGUUUUCAGAAACUACGCGAACGCAUAGAUAAAUUGGAACAGUUUGUAGAUAAGGUAAACACUAACGUCAAUGAGGUGGAAAAGUCACUCGAUGUUGCGGAGCUUGAGUUGAAUGUUACAGAUUAUAGUUUAAAGGGUUUACUUAUUAAACCACUCCUGGCCAAAGCCAAGUCAUCGAGUAUUUCUUCUGAGACACCGGAGCAGCCUCAAAGUAAUUUAAAAGAUGGAGAAUUUCAACCGGUACAAGUAUUUCAAACAAGUGCACACUUUGAUAACAACCAAAUUAGUUUUAGUGAAGAGGCACAAGAAUAUGAAGCUAGCUAGUAGUGGCUUAAAUCUAAGUUAUUAAAUGUUAAAUACAUAAAGUUUUAGUCAAUUGGACAAUGUGGUUAAAUGGAGGCCUCUAUAUGUACUAGAUAGUAUAAUCAUUAUUCAAAACACUUUAAAAGUUGCAAUAUAAAAUAUUUAAUUUGUUAUUUUAUAUAUAGUGUCAAUGUGUAACAAGUGUAAAGUUAUGCCACGGAUUAUUUAAGAACUCAGAAAAUUGUACAUGCACUAGUUGCUUUCAAGUCCACAUACAUAAGAACAUAUUUUAUAUAUUUAUCAGUGGAAAAUAUUUUAACAAUAUUAAAGGUCAAUGAAUUCAUUAUUAA
Molecule: messenger RNA, 851 nt
Organism: Bactrocera tryoni
Lineage: Eukaryota; Metazoa; Arthropoda; Insecta; Diptera; Tephritidae
Gene: Blos4
Product: biogenesis of lysosome-related organelles complex 1 subunit 4
Exons: 3
Coding region: 1-522 (173 amino acids)
Cellular component (GO): BLOC-1 complex
Source: RefSeq, a predicted model, not a curated record